AUGGCAAGGUCGAUACCGACGUCCACCGCAGGCCCGUCCCUGCCCACCGCGAAGACGAUCCAGGUCGACACGCGCGGCGCGAUGAUCCUGGACGAGGAGUCGCCCGAGACGCGCGACAGCCGCGGGAUCUACUUUCCCAACUACAUCGAGCCGGUAUCCCACAUUGCAGUCGACAUCGGAGGUUCUUUGGCCAAAGUCAUCUACUUCACGCGAUCAGCAAAUCCCCCAUCUUCCCCGUCGCAGCAUGCAACUCUGGGCUCGACACCACAUGACGCCUUCACGCCAUUGUCUGUCUCGCCUCCAAAAGACAGUCCGAUAUCCUCUCCGCCACAUACCCGGCUGAACAGCCACGACAAGGGCGCCCUUACCCCGGCCGUGCUCGAGCAACGCAACGGCAACCAUGUGCUCGCCGAUGAGCCAGCCGAAGUCCAAACAAAUCGCGAAGGUCUUUCUCCACGAUCUCUCAACGCUUCCCAUCUCCACGACUCUCUGCUUAGACGAGCGUCGGUGCAGCAUUUCCCGGGCGGGUCGCUCAACUUUGAGCGGUUCGAGACAGAGCACAUCGAAGACUGCAUUGCCUUCAUCCGGGAACUCAUAGAGCGCUCCGCCGCGAUUAACGGCGUGCCCCUUGCGGACAUGCGCCGGGGAGUGAAGGUCAUCGCCACUGGCGGCGGCGCGCACCGGUUCUACGACAUGCUCGCGGAGGAGCUGCAAGUGGAGGUGCACCGCGAAGACGAGAUGGCGUGCCUCAUCGAGGGCCUCAAGUUCAUCACGCUCAUCCCUGCCGAGGUCUACUACUUCUCGGACGAGCUCAUCCACUCGGUCUCCCAUCCACACGCGCCUCUGUAUCCUCCUCUCCCACAGCCCCCACCGUUGGAGCGGCCGAGCCCCAACCCGCCGACGUACGCGGUGUCGUUCGUCCACGACCCGGUACCGCAGCUGCCGUGUCUGCUCGUGAACAUAGGCUCGGGCGUGUCGAUCGUUAAGGUGGACGAGGACGGCUCGUUCGAGCGCGUGAGCGGAACGAGCCUGGGGGGCGGCACACUCUGGGGUCUGCUCAGCUUGCUCACGCCGGCGACGACGUUCGACGAGAUGCUCGCGCUGUCGGAAAAGGGUUCGAACGAAACGGUGGACAUGCUCGUGGGCGACAUCUACGGCGCCGACUACAGCAAACUCGGCUUGAAGUCGACGAUGAUCGCGAGUACGUUCGGCAAGGUGUUCAAGAAGCAGGGGGGCAAGAAGGGCACGUUCAGCGCCGAGGACAUCUCAAAAUCCCUCCUGUACGCAAUCUCGAACAACAUCGGACAGAUUGCUUACAUGAACGCCGAGAAGUACAACCUGGAGCGGAUAUACUUUGGGGGAUACUUCAUUCGAGGUCACGCGGCGACCAUCAGCACGCUCUCCUACGCCAUCCGAUUCUGGAGUAAGGGCACGAAGCGCGCGCUCUUCCUCCGGCACGAAGGCUUCCUGUGA
Molecule: messenger RNA, 1473 nt
Organism: Epithele typhae
Lineage: Eukaryota; Fungi; Basidiomycota; Agaricomycetes; Polyporales; Epitheliaceae
Product: pantothenate kinase
Exons: 6
Coding region: 1-1473 (490 amino acids)
Biological process (GO): coenzyme A biosynthetic process
Cellular component (GO): cytosol; nucleus
Molecular function (GO): pantothenate kinase activity; ATP binding
Source: RefSeq, a predicted model, not a curated record